Drosophila bipectinata is the source of this 700-nucleotide messenger RNA. RefSeq lists its product as uncharacterized. The record is from RefSeq and is a predicted model, not a curated record. NCBI's taxonomy places the organism in Eukaryota, Metazoa, Arthropoda, Insecta, Diptera, Drosophilidae.
GGAAAAAGUAAAUAAAUAGAGGAAACAUUCAAACAUCAGUGAAGUCUGCAACAUGGAGCCAAAGUCGAAUAUAUUGAGCAUUGAAACGGUGACAAGUGACUCAUCAGUAAACAAACAAACAAAAUCAUUUGAAGAAAAGUUUGAGGAACGGCUGCAACAGUUACUACUUGGCGGUGCAGCUCCCUUAAAAAAUAUUCCGGAUGAGGAUUCAAUAGAUAGAUUUGGAGCUCAAGAAAUUCGGAGAAACGGCAAACAAUAUUUUCAGUUCGGAGCCGAUAAUUUUCAAGGAAACACUAUUAUAUCUGGACCGACUUUCGAUCCCAAAAGUGUAAUUUUUUUAGUCAAAAAUAGGAUUCCUAAAGAGCAUUGGAUAAAUGAAAGUGUCGUCCAGUUUCGCAACGAUUGGCCUGAAAUACAGCACAUUGUUUCCGAAUCUCUUGCCGAGCAGAAUUACCAGAUUUAUCAAUAUCUGCGAUAUCUGCAAAGUAAUUAAUAAUUCCGAACCCCCUGGACAACGAAAACCCAACACUUGUUGAGGAACCUGCGACGGAGCACUGGGUCAAUGAGAACCUUGUUGAGUAUAAAAGAUGUGCGAUGACCUACUCAAGAAUCAGAUGGUAAUGGUUCAAUUGAGUUACCUCAUUGAAUGCAACAAAAGAAAACAAUAGAUCUACUCCUACAAUUAUUACAUUUCUAAAUG